UUAAGCAGGCAGAUGAGCGUUCGCACAGCUGCACUGUACCUGCAGUUGUUGCCAUAGGUGGGAUAGGCAUGAACUACACCAAACUUCUAUUGGCUCUUCUUCGAAAAUAAAUUUGCAUUACGAGUCAAUGAUUUUGAACGCUUAUCUGACACACACCAGUGACACAAAAGGAAACUGUGAUGAUUUGAUCGCUGCCCAUUUGGUUUCAUGAGGAUGGGAAUUACGCACUAUUGGCCACUUUGGAUGGACUGAUCCCACUAACUGUCACUGAAGUUGUCGAGAAGUUGUAUUCACGCUCACACACCUGAAACUUCUUCAGAUCCUGGGCACCUCGGCCCCCCAGUUAAUGCCGAGGAUCAUGACCAUGAACGGUGACCACCAGUCGGUUGCCGCAGCGCCGCUGGAUCUGCGCACCAGUAACCGAGAACGUGGGAGCGCCGGGUCGAGGAGUCCGGACUGCAAAGGUCGCGUCAGGGACGCUGGAGUGACAGGCGGCUCACCUGCGCACCCUGCAUGCACAGGGACGGACAGUUUGGAAAUACACUGCCCCGGCUCAGAGACCGGUACUUCUCGCAAACGUCCAGCCGACAAAUCUUCCUUCAGGCUUCCUUUUAGGAAACGCCCGAUACAUGUCGAGCCGGAGACGCAAAGGCAGUCUCCGAAUCCUCCACACAGCGGAGAUCGCUUUUCCCCAGCGGUAGAUACGGACUCCACAUUUCGGGAAGGUUUUGCCGGUCGACCCUCGACUGACAGCAGGACCGGCACAACACCGGUGACUCCCAGGCGGGAUGAACAGUCAGUACAGCGUCCAGAUGGAUAUCCCAUCUUUUUGCACCAUUUUGGUCCCUACCCAGUGUACUGUUUGCCCCCUGUCCCAGAGCAGAACCACGCUCUGGUCCACUCAACUGAAAACCUGCUGGCUGGUAUCUCUCUGGCCACACGUCAAGAUGAAGAUGGAGACACAGCUCUCCAUAUUGCUGUGGUGCAGGGGGAGCUGGCGAUGGUCUACAAACUGAUAGAACUCCUACAGUUGGCACACAGAAGCCUUGAUAUCUACAACAACCUCCGUCAGACUCCCCUUCAUCUGGCGGUGAUAACCCAGCAGGCAAACAUGGUGGAGAUUUUGUUGAGAGAGGGGGCCGACCCUGCUGCCUUAGACCGUAACGGCCAAACAGCGGUCCACCUCUGCUGUGAAUACGACCAGCGUAACUGUCUGUCUGUUCUGCUCUCUUGCGCCUCAUCUUCUACAUGCCUGGAGAUCAGAAACUAUGAGGGUUUGAGUCCUCUCCAUCUGGCCGUGCUGCGCGGCCACGAACAUUUGGCCAGAAUGCUGCUAGAUGCUGGAGCUGACAUCAAUGCUAUGGACAUCAAAAGUGGCCAGAGUCCGCUCAUGCACGCGGUGGAGAGUAAUAAUGCAGACAUGGUCCACUUCCUCAUUGAGAGGAGCUGUGAUGUUAACAGUCAGUCAUACAGUGGGAACACUGCCCUGCACAGCGCUUGCGGCCGCGGUCAGGCGGACACUGUGCGACUGCUCCUAAAGAGCGGAGCUGACAGCAGCCUCAAGAACUAUCAUAAUGAUACUCCUGUUAUGGUGGCCAAGAACAAGAAAAUAGCAGACGUGUUACGAGGGAGAGGCUCCAACCACGUAAGAGUUCAAGAGCAACACUGUGUGUCUGUCUCGCCACAUGGGAGCAGCUUAACGGAAAAUGGGUCCCCAUCUCCCAACCACAGUCGUGGAUGUUCACCUUCAACUACACCACACAGCCUUCAUCACAGCAACUCCCACUCCCCAAAGACUCCAUCUACACUUGUAUAUCCAUUUUACUAGCUUAAAGGGUUAAACUUGCAACUACCUCCACGCAGACAUCAGGGAGACAGUUCAGCUAAUGGGAUGACAGACCAGCUAAAGACUGCACCUGAAGUUAUACAUCCCUACAAGCUGGCUUUCUUUUCCUGGACUCCAUGACAAAAGACAGUCACAGUUGGUGUCUGUCUUUGGGUUUUGAUACCCGGGCCAGUGCCUGCAACCUUUCUAGUCAUGCAGCUGCUGUUGUGGGUACCUCCCGACCACAAUGACUGGGAGCAAACUGAUGUUUUACAAGCUGCUGCAGUGUAUUUCUCUACAUGGACCUGAAAUGUGCCACUGCAUAAAUCAAGGCUGUAUAUGUGAAACAGCUUGGAAAUGUCAAUAAAUGAUGGACCUGAAUGUGAAUUUCUAGGCCCCUUUGGCCUGUUACAGCCUUUACUUUUUGACAGUAGAGGGAGGAAAUGAAGGGAGAGAGGGAUUAUGUGUAAGAAAUGUUCCACCCAGACAUGAACAGGGAAUGUUUUGCCACCCCAAGUCUUUUAAAUUGUAUGCAGUCUGCUUACUGUAAGGCUUGAACUUGUAACUUGACCUGCUUAAUAUUGCACAAUCAAAAUUCUUCUUUCUGCCAUUUUAAUAAUCUGUCCACAUAAUCUAUGUUUGUGUGCACGUGUGUUGUUUUAUUAAAAGUUGUAGAUAUUUUUUAUAUAAAAUGUGUCCAACAGUCU
Larimichthys crocea (large yellow croaker) is the source of this 2532-nucleotide messenger RNA. It is a transcript of the gene bcl3, whose product is annotated as BCL3 transcription coactivator. Gene Ontology annotation, biological process: cellular response to tumor necrosis factor. Bases 347 to 1828 code for a protein of 493 amino acids. Lineage: Eukaryota; Metazoa; Chordata; Actinopteri; Sciaenidae. Gene Ontology annotation, cellular component: cytosol. The record is from RefSeq and is a predicted model, not a curated record. The transcript has 9 exons. Gene Ontology annotation, molecular function: NF-kappaB binding.